Messenger RNA from Odocoileus virginianus texanus, 1312 nucleotides. RefSeq names its product glucose-6-phosphatase catalytic subunit 2 (gene G6PC2). Gene Ontology annotation, biological process: glucose 6-phosphate metabolic process; gluconeogenesis. The record is from RefSeq and is a predicted model, not a curated record. Gene Ontology annotation, molecular function: glucose-6-phosphatase activity. NCBI's taxonomy places the organism in Eukaryota, Metazoa, Chordata, Mammalia, Artiodactyla, Cervidae. Gene Ontology annotation, cellular component: membrane.
GUAUAAAAAUGGUAGAACUCAGAGCGCUUCAGCUCCACUCACUCUAUGUUUAGAACUGCCUCUCUUUCAAGAUGGAUUUCCUUCAUAGGAAUGGAGUGCUCGUUAUUCAGCAUUUGCAGAAGGACUACCGAGCUUACUACAGUUUUCUAAAUUUUAUGUCCAAUGUUGGAGAUCCCCGGAAUAUCUUUUCUAUUUAUUUUCCACUUUGGUUUCAACUUAAUCAGACAGUUGGAACUAAGAUGAUAUGGGUAGCAGUCAUUGGGGAUUGGUUCAAUCUUAUUUUUAAAUGGAUAUUAUUUGGUCAUCGGCCUUACUGGUGGGUUCAAGAAACUCAGAUUUACCCAAAUCACUCAAGUCCAUGCCUUGAACAGUUCCCUACUACAUGUGAAACAGGUCCAGGAAGUCCGUCUGGCCAUGCAAUGGGUUCAUCAUGUGUCUGGUAUGUCAUGGUGACAGCGGCCCUGAGCCAUACCAUCAGUCAGAUGGAUAAGUCUCUUAUCACUCUGCACAGACUGACUUGGUCAUUUCUUUGGAGUCUUUUUUGGUUGAUUCAAAUCAGUGUCUGCAUCUCCAGAGUAUUCAUAGCAACACAUUUUCCUCAUCAAGUUAUUCUUGGAGUAAUUGGUGGCGUCCUGGUAGCGGCGGUCUUUGAAUACACUCCAGGUAUCCAAGCAGCCAGCCUGAGCGCAUACCUGAAGACCAAUCUGUUCCUCUUCCUGUUUGCCCUUGGCUUUUACCUGCUUCUCAGACUUCUUGACAUCGACCUGCUGUGGUCCGUGCCCGUAGCCAAGAAAUGGUGCGCCAACCCCGACUGGAUCCACAUUGACACCACGCCUUUUGCCGGACUUGUGAGAAACCUCGGGGUCCUCUUCGGCUUGGGCUUUGCGAUUCACUCAGAGAUGUUCCUCAAAAGCUGUCGAGGAGAAAACGGCUGCAGGCUGAGCUUCCGGCUGCUCUGUGCCCUGGUCUCGUUGACCACCCUGCAGCUCUACCAUUUCAUCAAGAUCCCCACUGACACCGAGUAUUUGUUUUACGUGCUGUCUUUCUGUAAAAGUGCGUCCAUCCCACUGACUGUGGUUGCCCUGAUUCCCUACUGUAUUCAUAUGCUAAUGAAACCAAGUGCCAAAAAGCUUAAUUAGAAUUGUGUGGAGGGUUAGUGCCUGUGGCCCCAGGAUGACGCUACCCCAUCCUCACAGAGGACCAACAGGGCAGAGAGAAACUGGAGGCUGCCAGUUGGAGGUCACAAAUGGCAGCCAUAAGACCCAGUCCAUUCACAUGUAUGUUUAGUUUGGCCUUCAGAGUUGCCUGUGUU